GACGAGUGUCGGUUUAUCUUUCUCGACUUUCCGAAACUGUACGAGCUCAGUUACUUACACGUAAUCUGGCAUAAUUUCUGAAAUAAGAAUGUGCGAGGCGAGGAGUUCCCGGUGCACGUAGUGCGCGGUCUGAUAACACUGCCUGAAACCUCAAACAGAAUUUUACGUAGCCGCCCGGAAUGAUUCAUAUUUACAAUUUAAUGUGUGCGCAAUACAUGUACUUACUUACACUAAUUUUUAUAUAUUUUAUCUACGAGCGUAAUAUCGAUAACGUGUCUAAUUAUUGAAUGAAUAGCAAACAAGUUCAUGAAGAAGUAGUGUAUCCGAUAUAUUUAAUAAAAGAAUUAUUAAAUUAUUGGUUAUUUUGUACAGAAGAACGUUGUUAGUAUGGCUAAAAAAAUUUCUAUCAACACUGGAAAUGAUGAAUUGGAUGAUAAAAUCAAUGAAUGGUUAAUGUGGAACAAGGAUCCAAAAGCAGAACGCCAAGUUGAAAAACUUAUUUCUGACAAUAAUAGCAAAGUUUUAUUCAAUUUAUUCUUAAAGAGGCUUGAAUUUGGGACAGCUGGUUUGAGAGGUUGUAUGGGUCCAGGAUAUAGUCAGAUGAAUGAUUUAGUUAUAGUUCAAACUGGUCAAGGUUUAUCUAAGUAUUUAAUCGAUGUUGUACUUGAUGUAACUGCAAAAGGUGUAGUAAUAGGAUACGACGGGCGUCACCAUAGUAAAAGAUUUGCAGAAUUGACUGCCACAAUUUUUGCAGCGAGAAACAUAAAAGUUUAUCUUUUCUCAAAAGUUGUUCCAACCCCCUUUAUAUCUUAUAGCAUAUUGAAAUACAAAUGUGCGGCUGGAAUAAUGAUUACAGCUUCUCAUAAUCCCAAAAAUGAUAAUGGCUAUAAAGUCUAUUGGGAAAAUGGAGCCCAAAUAAUUUCACCGCACGAUAAGAAAAUCCAAAAGUAUAUACUUGAAAAUCUUGAACCGAUCGAAUCGUCGUGGAAUGUGUCCAAAAUCUACAACAGUCCUUUAUACAAAGAUCCAUGGAAUGACAUUAUGGAAUCCUAUUGUUAUGAUCUCAAACAAACUGUUCUAUAUCCUGAAGUAAAUAAAAAUACAAUACUAAAAUUCACAUACACUCCUAUGCAUGGUGUUGGAUAUGAAUAUAUGAGUGCAGCCUUUAAUACUGCAAAUUUAAAGCCAUUUAUAGUAGUCGAGCAACAAAAGUUACCGGAUCCAGAAUUUUCAACUGUUAAAUUUCCAAACCCCGAAGAAGGAAAAAGUGCUCUAGAUCUCAGUAUAAAAGUAGCAAACGAAAAUUCUUCUUCGAUUAUUAUUGCUAAUGACCCUGAUGCAGAUAGAUUAGCUUGUGCUAUAAAAAUAACCAACGAUGAAUGGUACAUAUUUUCUGGUAAUGAAUUAGGAGCACUGUUGGGAUGGUGGAUGAUGCAUGUGUAUCAAGUGCAACAUCCUGAUACAGAUUUUUCUCAUACAUAUAUGUUAGCAUCAACGGUAUCGAGUAAAAUUUUGGCAUCGAUGGCUAAACAAGAAGGAUUUAAUUUUGAGGAAACUCUAACAGGUUUUAAGUGGAUGGGUAAUAGAACUGUGGAAUUGAAAAAAGCAGGUAAAGAAGUUAUCUUUGCAUUUGAAGAAGCUAUUGGCUUCAUGUGUGGUUCUAACGUUCUUGAUAAGGAUGGUAUAAGUGCUGGCAUGCAUAUAGCAGAAUUAUCAACUUACCUUGAAACUAUGGGCCUUACUCUUCGUGAUAAGUUGGAUGAAAUAUAUGCUCGAUACGGAUAUCACAUUUCUAAAAACUCGUACUGGAUAUGCCAUGAACCAGAUGUAAUAAAGAUAAUAUUUGAAAGAUUAAGAAAUUAUGCUGAUGAACCAAAUACGUACCCAACAAGCAUCCUAGAUGGAAAAUAUUCAAUAAUAGGUGUUCGUGACCUAACAACUGGAUAUGAUAAUACAAAACCAGAAAAUAAGGCACUUUUACCUGUUUCAAAAUCAAGUCAGAUGAUUACUUUUACAUUCAAGAAUGGUUUGGUCGUAACAUUAAGAACCAGCGGUACCGAACCUAAAAUUAAAUAUUAUAGUGAACUAUGCGCAUCCCCUGAGAAGCAGAACCUUAAUAUAUUAAGGAAUAUGCUUGAUGAAAUGGUGUCAGCUGUUGUAGCAGAAUUUCUUCAACCCGAACUAAAUGGACUCAUAUCUCGUACUAGUUAAAUAAUAUUACAAGCUUUAAACAUGAAUUAUUUACCAC
Molecule: messenger RNA, 2248 nt
Organism: Colletes gigas
Lineage: Eukaryota; Metazoa; Arthropoda; Insecta; Hymenoptera; Colletidae
Gene: Pgm2a
Product: glucose 1,6-bisphosphate synthase
Exons: 9
Coding region: 388-2211 (607 amino acids)
Biological process (GO): carbohydrate metabolic process; purine ribonucleoside salvage
Molecular function (GO): magnesium ion binding; phosphopentomutase activity
Source: RefSeq, a predicted model, not a curated record